UCCCUUGUCAACCUAAUGAAGCAUUCAAAGAAGACAUCUGACUCUUUUCGAGAUGAACUUGAAGAUUAUAUCAAACUGCAGAAAACCAGAGGCUUAGAGCCAAAGACUUGUUUCAGAAAGAAGAGAGAGGAUUAUUUGGAAACCUGUGGAUACAAAGAAGAGGUUAAUUUUAGACCCAGGUGUAGAAUGUUUGAUCAAAGACUCCCUUAUGAACCCAUCCAGACCUACCGAAGACCAUGCAAUAUUUCACAAGCAGUGGAGAAGCGGUUACCUCAGUGGCUACCAGCUCAUGACAGCAGGCUGAGACUAGACUCCCUGAGCUACUGUCAAUUCACCAGGGACUGUUUCUCAGGAAAACCAGUAGCCCUGAACUUUAGUCAACAAGAGUAUAACUGUAGCUCACACAGUGUAGAAUCUGGAGUUUACAGGCACCUCUCCUUAGAAAACAGUACCAGUGCCCAUCAAGCUAGUUAUAAACAGAUACAUCAGAAGAGAAAAAGACACCCAGAGGAAGGCCGGGAAAAACCAGAAGAGGAGCGGCCCAAGCAUAAGAGGAAGAAAGCUUAUGAGGAAAUAGAUUUAGACAAACACAAGAGCAUCCAAAGAAACAAAACAGAGGUGGAAACAGUCAGAGUCGGUACAGAAAAGCUUAAGAACCGAAAGGACAAGAAAAGCCGAGAUGUAGCCUCUAAGAAAGAGGAACGUAAGCGUAGAAAAGAGAAAAAGGAAGAAGGGAAAGAAAGGACAGAAGAGGAUAUGCUUUGGGACCAGGCUAUCCUUGGAUUUUGAAGCUCUUGCAUUGGUUC
Molecule: messenger RNA, 806 nt
Organism: Eubalaena glacialis (North Atlantic right whale)
Lineage: Eukaryota; Metazoa; Chordata; Mammalia; Artiodactyla; Balaenidae
Product: lysine-rich coiled-coil protein 1-like
Exons: 1
Coding region: 16-789 (257 amino acids)
Source: RefSeq, a predicted model, not a curated record